Messenger RNA from Fulvia fulva, 4158 nucleotides. RefSeq names its product Superkiller protein 3. The transcript has a single exon. Bases 1 to 4158 code for a protein of 1385 amino acids. Gene Ontology annotation, cellular component: Ski complex. Gene Ontology annotation, molecular function: protein binding. The record is from RefSeq and is a predicted model, not a curated record. Lineage: Eukaryota; Fungi; Ascomycota; Dothideomycetes; Mycosphaerellales; Mycosphaerellaceae.
AUGUCAACGAAAGCUGCCUUGAAAGCGGCAAAAACAGCCCUCGACAAUCAGCAAUAUGACAAGGCAGCCAAGCAAGCACAGUCUGUGCUAUCAUCAGAUCCCGACAAUCACUUCGCCAAGCUGUUCCUAGGUCGUGCUUUCGAGAAGCAAGGGAAUUUUGACGAUGCGGCAAAGACUUACAACUCCGCCGCCAAGGCAAAACCGGACGACUCGCAAGCGUGGCUUGGUCUUUGCAGCGUGUAUGAAGCACAAGGCGCCGAGAGACUCAAUGAAUAUCGAGAAGCCGCGGUGAAAGUGGCCCAGAUACAUGCUGCUGCGGAUGACAGAGAUCGCUGCCAGGUUGUGAUCGACAAGCUCGUGGGGUCCACGAAGCAGCAUGGCAAUCAGUUUCAGCAGAAGAAGACGCUGAAGGUCUUGCUUCCUGGUGGCCCUGUCUAUGAUUUCCUCGAGGGUCGAGUUCAGCAACCUGUCAUUACGUACAUGCGUCUGGCUGAGAUCACCGAGACCGAUGAAGCGCAGCGCAUCAGCAAGGAAGUUGGCGAGAGGCGGACGAGAAUUGGCGCAAAGCUGGGGCAGGUCACUGUAGAUGUGAAGCGAGAAGUCUUUGGAAGCAGUGAUCUGGAGCGACUUUACCAAGAAGUUAUCAAUUGGUCCGGUGAUGACGAGGUGCGGAGGCAGUUCGAGGAGAAACUGCUUCAACGAGCAUUUGAUGUGCUCAUCGUUCUCACUCUGGAAGAAAAGGCUGCUAAGCUGGACCAGGUUUUGAAUCUGGCCGAAGGCAUGGUUAUUAUUCACCAUCCAUUUCAGCUGGCUUGGGACUUGGUACUGGAGACGAGAGACCUUGACGAGCUACGGGACCUGGAUGCCGGCAUACUGCGAGAAUACGUGGCAUUGUUUCCGACCUCUGGCCUCGGCAGAAUCUUGGAUGGCUGGCUGAGCAGUGAGCUUUCACCAUUCCCAGCGCCGCCAAAAGGCGAGGAUGAUGAGGAGCCCCCAAAACAGCUCAGUGCAGAGGAUCGGUUGCUACUGCUUACUGAGGGUCUUUCCAGUGCAGAACAGUCUCCAUUUGCGCAUCGGCUAGUGAGUGACUACUACCUACACCUGGAAGAACAUGAAAGCGCUGCAGCAACUGCAAGAUCAGGUCUUAGGGCAGUGCAAGUCGAGUCAGGCAAGCUUGGAAUGAGCUUCCAGAACACUAAAGAUGCGUUGAAUUCCGUACUGGGCACAGCUCUGGUUCAUUAUCAAGCUCCCAGGAAUCAUGCAGAAGCUCGGAGACUAUUCGAAGACAUUCAGCAACGCAAACCAAAGUCCACGCCGGCGUUGAUCGGUCUCGGCAUCAUUCUGGAAGAGACCCAGGACUACCAGGAUGCGAUUGCUUUCUUUGAGCGAGCUCUGCAGGAAGACAAGGGCAACGUGCGCGUGGGUACGGAGCUUGCUUGGUGUAGGGCACUGAGCGGUAACUACUCACAAGCUAUUGAAGAGCUUCAGAAUGCGCUCGAGGUGAUCAGGCCUGAUGAUCCACGCUCAAAAGACUUGCGGGCGCAGACUAUAUACCGGCUGGGAGUGUGCCUCUGGGAGACUGACACAUCAAAGGCGGCACGGCGGGAUCGAAAUGGCGCUUACAGUCAGUUUCUGGCUGCCAUACGAACGAACGUCAAUUUCGCUCCUCCGUAUACAAGCUUGGGCAUCUACUACGCCGACUACGGAAAGGACAAGAAGCGCGCACGACAGUGCUUUCAAAAAGCAUUCGAGCUGUCCCCUGCCGAGGUCGUGGCAGCUGAGCGCCUGGCGAAGUCAUUCGCUGACCAAGGUGACUGGGAAAUUGUCGAAGUCAUCGCUCAGAGGGUGGUUGACUCGGGCAGGGCACGACCGCCUCCGGGUUCCAAGAAGAAGGGCAUUAGCUGGCCAUUCUCGGCUCUUGGAGUUGUUCAGAUGAACAAGCAGGAGUACCAGCAGGCGAUUGUCUCGUUCCUCGCAGCUUUGCGCAUCUCACCUGAAGACUAUCAAUCAUAUGUUGGCCUUGGUGAGAGCUACCACAAUUCCGGACGAUACAAUUCAGCACUUCGGACUUUCAAUUACGCUCUUGAGCCGCACGAUGGCAUUUCGAUGAAGGUCUCCGGUGAGAUAUGGUUUGCGAGAUACAUGCUUGCCAACGUACACAGGGAGCUUGGCGAGUAUGAUGAAGCCGAAGCUGGCCUUCGACAUGUCUUAGAGGAGCGACCGACAGAGUUUGGUGUGCUGGUGUCGCUUCUGCAGACUUACGUGGAACAUGCUGGCAAGUGUUUGGAAGGUGGGCUCUUCGGUCAGGCCGUUGAAAACGCUAAGAGCGCGAUUGCGAUUGCGAUGACAAUCGCGAAAGAUACGCCCAACGCUUUCAACUUGUGGAAAGCUGUUGGAGAUGCAUGCUCACUGUUCUCAUGGAUCCUGAGUGGCACAUCGGACUUCCCCACCGAGGACAUCAAAGCGCUGCUGGAUACCUCAAGCGAUGGGAAUACAUACGAUAUCCUCAGCGAUGUUGAUCGGAUUACUUUAACAGGUAUCGACGAUGACGGUGGAUUGCCCACAUCUUUGAUCGCAACUGUACUUGCGUACAAGAGAGCCGUGCACGCAUCGUCUCACGAUGUCCAUGCGCAAGCUGUCGCAUGGUACAAUCUCGGCUGGGCAGAACAACGAGCCCAUGCUUGCAGUGAUGCUAAGGCUGGGAAGAAGUAUCUUACUACUGCAGUGAGAAGCUUCAAGCGUGCGAUUGAGCUAGAAGCUGGCAACUACGAAUUCUGGAAUGCGCUAGGCGUGGUCACUACCACUCUCAACCCAAAGAUUGCUCAGCAUGCUUUCGUGCGCUCUUUGCAUCUCAACGAGCUCAAUGCCAAGGUCUGGGCCAACUUGGGCGUGCUCUAUCUGCUACAAAACGACACUGAGCUCGCACACUCAGCAUUCAGCCGGUCUCAAAGUACGGAUCCGACCUAUGCGCAUGCUUGGAUCGGCGAGGGCUGGAUAGCAUUGCUCUUGGGCGACACCAACGAGGCGCUGAACCACUUCACUCAUGCCUUGGAGAUUUCGGAUUCCACAUCCGUCAUUGCGAAGCGACAAUAUUCCGUCUCCAGCUUCGACUAUCUUUUGACUUCGCCGACGGCGUCGAACGACCUCACGAAGCUGAUCCAACCUAUCUUCGCCCUCGAACAGCUUCGUACCCAAGUCCCUCAGGAUCUGCCGUACCAACAUCUUGCUGCGCUACUACUCGAACGUGUUGGCGAUCACAUAGCCGCCAUCGAGGCACUGACAGAACUCGUUGAGGCAGCAGAAGCUGAGUUCGAGGCCACAGAGUCACAGGCUGCGGAAGCGAGAUAUGCCAUGGCGAAGUCUGAUCUUGCUCGUAAUCAGCUCGCAGCAGGCUUAUUCGCAGACGCUGUCGAGAACGCGGACACUGCACUUGACCUCACGUCUGGUGCUGAUAACAGCGGCUUAAAUGCAGAGGCCCGACGCAGACUUCGACUUUCGGCGCAACUCACCUCCGCAUUGGCCCAAUACAAUCUCGGUCAGCUGAACGACAGUAUCACCAUGUUCAAGGCGGCGCUCAAGGAGAGCCAGACAAAUCCGGAUGUUGUCAGCUCGCUCGUCAAAGUGUUGUGGGCAUACGGCGAGAAGCAGGUCGCCAGCGAUUCUGCGUUCGAGAGCUUUGAGAAGAAUCCAGACCACGUUGGGGCGGUGACCCUAUUAGGUGCCAUUGCUGCCCUCAAUGACAAUCACGAAACGGCUGCUGCUGUGCGCGACGACCUAUUACUUCUCCGUACGAAGGACACUAUCUCUGGUCAUGACCUUGAUGGGAUUGAAAACCUUCUAUCGGCAAUGGCAGCUAUUACAACAGGAAGUGGAGAUGAAGGUGCCUUGGAAGAAGCCCGGGCUGCCAUCAUGCUGAAGCCAGACCAUCCUCAAGCAUGGUCGGAACUGGCCGAGCUUUCUGGCGAAGUGUACGCAGCCGAGAUGGCGCUGAAGACUGCUUCACAGGCUGUGCCGCCGCUUGGCGAUAUGGAAGUUCGCGAGUUGGCGAGAGCGUUUGCUGGUGUUGGCACUGCGGGAGAUGCUCAGCGAGCCAUCUUCCUGGCGCCCUGGGAAAGUUGUGGUUGGAAUGCUAUGAGUGAAGUCAUUGGCAACAGGUGA